This is a messenger RNA of Brienomyrus brachyistius, 3157 nucleotides long. RefSeq names its product RNA polymerase II associated protein 3 (gene rpap3). Lineage: Eukaryota; Metazoa; Chordata; Actinopteri; Osteoglossiformes; Mormyridae. The record is from RefSeq and is a predicted model, not a curated record. Gene Ontology annotation, molecular function: protein binding. Bases 182 to 2149 code for a protein of 655 amino acids. The transcript has 17 exons.
CCUCGUUGCGUAUUUCAUCACUUCCGGCGGUGGCGAGGGGACGCGACCGCGCUACCAUGGCGCUACACGUUUAACGUUUUAGUUUCUCCCCUGUGACAGUUGCUAAUCUAGUUUAUGUCUCAUUUUAGUUUACUUUUUAGCUGUUGACUUUGUUUUCUUGAAAUAGCCAUUCUAAAGGAGUAUGUCCGGUGGAAAUAAAGCCAUAGAGCUGCAGAUGCAGAUGCGCCAAAAUGCGGAGGAGCUGCACGACUUUAUCAGAGAUCUUGACAGCUGGGAAAACGAUAUCAAAAAGAAAGACGAAGAGCUGAGAAGUGAGAAUUCUGACCACAUUCAGAAGCAAAAUCUACCACCUGUUAGAAACAAGGACUAUAAAAAGCAGAAGACAAACAGCAACGUGGCGUCCACCAUUACAAAGAACGAUCAGAAGAAAGAAACGAGAAUAAAAUCCUACGACUACCAAUCAUGGGAAAACUUUGACGCGGAUAAAGCAUUAGAAAUGCUGGACAAAGAUGUCAGCCCUGUCGAGUCCGAGUCAGAUUCAGAAGAAACCGGGAUCCACAUUGACAGAGAACAGGCUCUUGCUGAAAAGGAGAAAGGCAACCAGAUGUUUAAAGAAGGGAAAUUCGAUGAUGCCGUUGAUUGUUACACCAGAGGCAUGAGUGCUGAUCCUUACAGUCCGGUUUUGCCUACAAACAGAGCAACUUGUUUUCUGAAACUCAAAAAGUAUGCUGUCGCGGAGUCUGACUGUAACCUGGCCAUCGCCUUGGACAGAAACUACGUUAAAGCUUAUUCCAGAAGGGGAGCCGCUCGCUUCGCCCUUAAAAAACUCGAGUCUGCCCUAGAAGAUUAUGAAAUGGUUCUUAAACUGGACCCUGAGAAUCACGAAGCACAAAAUGAAGUGACGAAGAUAAAAGUGGCUAUGCCCUCGCAGGCAGACGGCAGCCAGGCAAGCGAAACGGCCGGGGAGGAGGCGACAGAGUCAGAGAGUCAGCGGAGGCUCGCCGAGGAAGCGCGAAGACGGCAGGAGGCCGUGGUGCAGAAAGACCGGGGAAAUGCUUACUUUAAAGAAGGGAAAUACGAGGCUGCCGUGCAGUGCUACACCAUGGGGAUGGAGGCAGACGACACCAACGCGCUUUUACCAGCCAACAGGGCCAUGGCUUAUCUGAAGCUCGACAGGUACCAGGAGGCGGAGCGUGACUGCAGCCAGGCCAUAGCCCUGGACGGCUCCUACUCCAAGGCCUUUGCCAGAAGGGGGACAGCCCGGGCGGCCAUGAGAAAACUGAAGGAGGCAAAGGAAGAUUUCGAACAGGUUUUGAAGCUGGAGCCGGGAAACAAGCAAGCAGUGAAUGAGAUCUCGAAAAUCGCAGCCGAAAUGGCCGCCAGUGGUGUGGAAGUGGAUCCGACCAAUCAGAGGAGAAUCGUACAGCCAGUCAAUAAACCCCCCCACCUCCGGUCAAUGAAACCUCUUAAAAGGAUGGACAUUGAAGAAGUUGGAGAUCCAGUCCCCAUCAUUCCUGUAACCGUAGCAACAUGCGGAGCAGCUAGGGGGGCAGCUCGGCCUAUCACCGACACGGGAGCCGGCGGGGAGGGGCACCUGUCAGCAGGCAGCUCUCCCUGCGCUAAGAUCCAGAAGAUAGAGGAGAUCUCACACACUUCCACACAGGCCUCAGAAAAAGGCCUUCCUGAGGACAGUGUGAGCGCUCAGGCACCUUCAAAACCCACAGGGAAGAAGGCGAGCGACCAGCAGGAUCUGCCGCCUUCGGAGGGCGUGGCUGUUCCUACGCUUCCGACGAACAGCUUCCAGCUGGAAGCUGACCUGAGGAAGCUGAGAAAUUACCCUGAGCUCACCUACAAGUAUUUAAAGCAAAUCGAGCCAAACUCAUACUUAAAGAUCUUCCAGAAUUCGCUGGAACCAGAGAUCUUCAACCAGCUCCUGAGAACACUGCAGGCUUUCUACCUACCGCAUGAAGAACCAUCUCUGAUAUUUGACAUCCUGAAGAACCUCUCAGAUGUAAGAAGGUUUGACAUGGCAGUAAUGUUCAUGUCCUCUGCUGAAAGGAAAGUUUUAGAAGAACUCUUUGAUUGUCUUCAUCAAGCUGGAUUACAGGACGUAUCUGUUAGUACCUUGAAGAAGAAAUAUGGACUCUGAUCCCGGAGGUUUUUCCCAGGAAAUUCAGGACCUGCGCAGCCCUGGCUGCAGAUCCCGCGUGUGUCUGACUGCGCAGCACUGGCUGCAGAUCCCGCGUGUGUCUGACUGCGCAGCACUGGCUGCAGAUCCCGCGUGUGUCUGACUGUGCAGCAUGCUGCUUUGGGAAGUGCUGCUGCCGAGCUUGUGGACUUUAUUCAUUUGGCUCUCUCGCCAAACAGUUUUACCGGUGACACGCUGCUCCACUGCAUCUGCAUCUGCAUUUUUCUUCUCUUAUAUGGACUCUGAGGUUCAGAAGCAGCCAAUCAGAAUUGACAUGGCACAGUUCAUAUUGCAUCACAGAACUUCUUCAUGGCCCAGUUUGGCCUCCAGAGAUUCUUCUUUGUAGGAGUUUGACCCUCAGUUUUCUUUUCUUUUCAUAGUUUACAAAUGUAGAUUCCCCACUUGACCUUUUCCACUUACCUGUACCUAGUAGAACUUAGAAGCUGCAGUGCAGGAACUGGCUAUAUAUGCUUAAAAAUUACAGGAAGUAAGGAGAGUAUUGCUGUUAUCCAGCCAUAGAAUAUAAUACAUAUAGUAAAAUAUACAUAUAACAAUCUUGUGUAUUUAUAUCUCAAUUGCAAAAAGUGCGGUGUGAUUUUGUUGCCUUGGGGAGAACCGCUUUUGGUUUCAUUUGGACUGUUACUGCUGCUUCUACAGCAUUUCACAGUCACUUUCAGCAUUUCACAGUCACUUCUCUACCAGUCUAUCCCGAGAGUGUUAAAGGGAAUCCUCAUUUCUGAGGCUGUAAGUGAAUGAGCUCAGUCAUUCAAGUGGAAUGUUCCUUAUUGACUGCAUUUCUUGUUUAUGAAACCGGAAUUCCCACAAUGCAACUUGCCUGCAUGUUCUAAAGACGAAAUCCUUUUACAGGCUGUGGACUGUUGCCAUAAGUUAAACUAUGACAGGUAAUAUAUGGAAAUGUUCUUGCUUUGUCACACCUGUUCUGGAAUCCUAAUAAACAAGUGUACCAGA